CUGCAGUACUGCUGGUUCCCACUGAAUUUAAUCACAGCCUAUUUUAAUCUCACUGCGGAUCUAAACCGGAUUUUCUAAUGAUACGAGUGUAUAAGAAUAAGUUCUGGAGUCUUAUCUGCUAUGAGCGUGCAUGAUGGUCGCGCCCAUAGUCAAUACGGGGAUUCAGACGGCGAAGUAUUGCAAUGUGGCUGGUCUAGGAGUUUUGAUUUUUGACUAUUUUUUAACGCUCGAUUCUGAGAUUCGAUGGACAUGGAACAGGCGCUGGAACGCCAGUCGUUUUCUUUUCGUGAUUGCACGCUACAUGGCAUUUGUAGCUGCUGGCAUGACUUCAUAUGCUGCUAUUGCUACACGAGCGAACGAGGAUUGCUCGCAUUUCAGCUCGGCUUCAAAUGCAAUUCACAUCAUCAGUAUCGUAGCUGCUGAAGGUCUUUUGAUCAUUCGUACAUAUGCGUUCUGGAAACAGAGCAAAAGGCUCUUGGCAAUAUUACUGGUCUUGGCAGCAAUUUGCAUAGCGUGUGCUGUUAGUAUUACACAAGUUGUCGGUAAACUAGUAGCGGCGCCUGUAAAUCCUUCAGCUCCUCCCACAAGCAACUGCACUUUUGAAGCGGGUCGCAGCAGUGCCAUUCAAUACGGCUUUCUCGUGGCCUUCGAACUGGUGUUGAUGUCUUUAACGGUUUUCAAGAGAUAUCAAGACUACAGGAAUUGCAACGGCCGUCUAGUGAGAGCAGUCUUCCAGGGCGGAGUACGAUAUAUGACUGCCAUAAUUUUUGUUUCUGUGGCCAAUAUAGUGAUCAUGUCUGUAGUGCCGGCAUCGUAUGACGAGAUGAUGGAUGCGCCACAACUUGUCCUUCACAGCAUGCUGGCAUCCCGUGUGCUUUUUAAUCUGCACGAGAAUGACCAUAUGGACAUGGAAGGGUCGACAUUGCAGAUGUCGACAUUUUGUCCAGCUUAGGAUCA
Molecule: messenger RNA, 957 nt
Organism: Suillus clintonianus
Lineage: Eukaryota; Fungi; Basidiomycota; Agaricomycetes; Boletales; Suillaceae
Exons: 15
Coding region: 131-952 (273 amino acids)
Source: RefSeq, a predicted model, not a curated record